AUGGCGGACGCCGUGCCUUACUGCUCCCAGGCAUGGGGGUCCCUGACAGAGGAAAAGAAGACAGUGUAUGCAGAGAAGGAAUGGAAUAGCAAGAAACGCUCCCAGAAGGCAGUAAUGGAGACUUGUAAUGUGCCUGAUCCAGUUCCUGCUCAUCUGACCACAAAGAUGCCCAAUGUUAUUCCUUUGCCAGAUGCCUGUGCUCUGUCUUGGAAGAAUGAUCAGGAUAUGGUUGCAGACAUCUUUUACUUCCUGGACAUUUACAGCUAUGGGAAGCUGCCACCCCACUGCGAGCAGCGCUUCCUUCCCUGUGAGAUCGGGUGUGUCAGAUACUCCCUACAGGAUGGCAUUAUGGCUGAUUUCCACCACUUCAUAGAUCCAGAAGUACCACCACGUGGUUUUCGGUACCACUGCCAGGCUGCUGGUGAUGAAACCCAUAAGAUCCCCAUAUCUGGAUUUCACCUUCCUCGUUCUUGUUAUGCAGUUGUCCUCCAGGAACUCCUUGAGUUUGCCCAGCCAGCCAGAGGUGCUCAGCCUCGCUUCUUCUGCAGGUCUAAUGACAGAUUCCGAAUUAACUGGUGUCUUGGUCGAAUGGCCAGCCUAACAGGCACUGAGAGCCACUGGGAGCUUUUUGCUGUAGAAGACCUGAUAAUGAGACUGUACCAGAAGAAAUACCAAAAGGAGCCAUCCAAGAUAUGGGUGUAUAGAAAACUGGAUGUCUGCCUGUGGGAUUUCUCCAGUAAUACCAGGUGCAAGUGGCAUGAGGAGAAUGAUAUCAUCUGCUGUGCUCUGGCAUCCUGUAAGAAAAUGGGUUACUGCAUCAGUAAAUCCUUUGCUAGUGCGUAUGGAGUCUCACUAACAGCAUCUCACCUCCCUCUGCAAGACUCUGGUUGUGAUCAAACAACAAAUACCAGGAUUGUGAAACUGGGUGGUGGACAUAUCCAGAAAAUGAAAGCUGAGAGUUCUGAAUGUGACAAACCUUUGGGUUCUCCAAAACAGGAUCAAGAAUUUGUCCCUUCUAAUAGUGGUUCUCCUUGUGGUGUGAAGACCUCCCCUUGUGGAACACGUGUUGUACAAGGAAGAGGAGUUAUUCGAUUGCUGAGAAGUGCAACUGGUCUAUCGACGUCUUUCAGUAAUUGA
Cinclus cinclus is the source of this 1137-nucleotide messenger RNA. RefSeq names its product maelstrom spermatogenic transposon silencer (gene MAEL). The transcript has 12 exons. Gene Ontology annotation, biological process: negative regulation of DNA-templated transcription; spermatogenesis; male meiotic nuclear division. Gene Ontology annotation, molecular function: sequence-specific DNA binding. Bases 1 to 1137 code for a protein of 378 amino acids. Gene Ontology annotation, cellular component: nucleus; P granule. The record is from RefSeq and is a predicted model, not a curated record. Lineage: Eukaryota; Metazoa; Chordata; Aves; Passeriformes; Cinclidae.